Molecule: messenger RNA, 955 nt
Organism: Alosa alosa (allis shad)
Lineage: Eukaryota; Metazoa; Chordata; Actinopteri; Clupeiformes; Clupeidae
Product: integral membrane protein 2A-like
Exons: 6
Coding region: 119-850 (243 amino acids)
Biological process (GO): negative regulation of amyloid precursor protein biosynthetic process
Cellular component (GO): Golgi apparatus; extracellular exosome; plasma membrane
Molecular function (GO): amyloid-beta binding
Source: RefSeq, a predicted model, not a curated record
CGGUCCAUGUCGGAUACCAAACAAAGUGCGUCACUCAUCCUCCAGUCAACUUACAGCUGGAAGGACAGGCAUUUGUUUUGGAAAUUUUAGCGAGCUACAUUUUUAUCACUGGUGAAACAUGGUGAAGAUCGCCUUUAACUCAGCUUUGGCGCAGAAGGCGCUGGGAAAGGAUGUCCUUGUCAACGACAAAGAUCCAGAGACUGCUUCGGUGUACCGUCAUGAGAGCUCCACAGGCCGCUGCCUACUCACCCUGCUCGGUCUUGCGUUCAUCCUGACCGGUCUCAUCGUUGGUGGAGCCUGUGUGUACCGUUACUUUACCCCAAAGAAGCUGUACCAUGGAGCCAUGCACUUCACCGAGAUGGACAACGAAGACAUCCGUGAGCCCUACUACCUGCCCCGCAUUGAUGAGGAGGUGGAGAUCCGUGAUAACGUGGCCAUCAUCAAUGUCCCCACACCCCACUUCAGCGAUGGGGACCCAGCUUACAUCCUGCAUGACUUCCAGCGGAAGCUGACAGCGUACCUGGAUCUGACCCUGCGCACCUGUUACAUCAUCCCGCUCAACACCUCCGUCGUCAUGCCGCCUCAGGAUCUCCUGGACCUCUUCAUGCAGCUGAUGGCCGGCUCCUACAAGACCUACCUGGUGCACGAGGACCUGGUGGUGACGGAGCGCAUCGAUGACCUCACUGACCUGGGUGUCUACAUCUACCGCCUGUGCGACGGCAAGGAGACCUACCGCAUGCAGCGCCGCUCUGAGAUCUACGGCAUCCAGAAACGGUCGGUGGAGAACUGUCGCACAAUUCGCCACUUUGAGAACAAGUUUGUGACCGUCACCAAGAUCUGCCAUGACUGAAGCGGUGGACACGCCUGCAGGAGGGGGUAGUGGAGGAGGGGAGGGGUGACUGCAAUUACCCCUCACCCCCCCCCCACCCCUCUCAGUGGCCCUGGUGUUUGGGAA